AUGACACCAGACAGUUUUGAAGAGUUACAUAACCUUAUAAAGCCUUGUAUUACUAAAUUAGAUACAAGGUUUAGAGAUGCUAUUUCUAGCAAAGAAAGACUGGGAUUAACUUUGAGGUUUCUGGCAACUGGAGACACCUACAAGACACUAUCUUUUUCUUAUCGUAUGGACGCGUCCAAGUUACACGCGAAACCGCUGAAAAAUGGCGGACAACGGGUGGAGAUAUAG
This is a messenger RNA of Parnassius apollo (apollo), 228 nucleotides long. NCBI's taxonomy places the organism in Eukaryota, Metazoa, Arthropoda, Insecta, Lepidoptera, Papilionidae. The record is from the annotation of a GenBank genome assembly.